AUGUCUAGUGAAAUAAUCAGUCGUUCUUGUUUUAAAAUUAAACAGCAAGAUCAUAUUACAAAUGAAGAACUAACAUUACUCUUUAAUGAUAUUGUUCAAGAAUUAAGCAAAUUGAAAUCUGAGACUAGUAAAGAUUCAUUUAUCAGAGCCAUAAGUGAAAUAAUUAGUUUACUAGAAAAUGAAGAUACAGAAAAAGUUUGUAAAUCGUGUAUGUUCAACCAUGAAGUGUUUGUUUUGAUUCGUGAUGCUUUAAUUAUUUUAUUCAACAAAUGGCGUACUAAUGAAACUCUAAAUGAACAAGAAAUAGUUUUAUUGCAAAAAACGAGUGAGAUAUUUUGGAAUAUGAUACAGAAGAUUACUGAUACAAAUGUUGUAGUUUUUAAAACACUGCUGUUAAAUGAAUCUUUUAUUGAAUCAAUUAAAUUAUGUGUCGAUGAUAUAACAGCAAAUGGUAAACAAUCAGAUGAUCACAUUUUAUCAGUGCUUGAUACUAUGAUUUGGGUGUUGGGAAAGCUGAUGAAUGACCGAAAAGAAGUACAGGAUGAUCCAACAUUGUUAACUUUAUUAGAUUCGAUCGUGAAAUGUAUCUGUUCUGCUCGCUAUUUAGAUACAUUUAAACAACUUUGUCCUGAAGAUAGUGAAGUUACCGUUACAACACAAUUUCUAUUAGUGACAUGUCCACAUUACGUUAUUUAUUAUUAUGAUGGUGAACGUAUGGAAGAAAUAGUAAGUUUAAUGCGUCAAACAAAAUUUGAUCAUUAUUUAGAAAUAUUUGGACAAUUUAUGCAAUCAAUUGAAAAAUGGAAUAGUUCAUUAAUUAAAGCUAUGAGUUAUGCAACCGGAAUUCUACAAUAUAUAUCUGCUGGUGAAGUACAACGACAAAAAUAUUUAGAUUUACAUUUGAAAUUAAUGGACUAUAUAAUUGUUAUACUAAAAUCACCAAAUAUAAACGAACUCUUAAAGGGAUACGUUACUACGGCUUUAUCCCGCUUGAUAUACACAGCUAUAGUUUAUUUAUUUGGUUUAAGCAUCGAUCCAACAUUUUUAACAAUUAUCAAAGAAAACGAAUUAGCCCAAACAUUUUUAACGUUAACGGAGGCCAACGACGACAUGAUACAAGUAAAUACUUAUCGUCUUUUAGCAAUGAUACUGGACGAAAAUGAGAUUAAGACUUUAGCAAACCCAGCCAAAAUAACACGAGUGUUUCGUGAUUAUAUCGAAAUGUUUAUCGACAAUAUGCUACGUAAAAUGGUACUACAGAAUACCUUGCUAAGUUUGAAAAGUAGGUAUUUUAAAAUGAUUUCAGUGGAAAAGUCAGUAAAUACAUUACUGUUGUCAAUUCAACAUUGUUUUUAG
Didymodactylos carnosus is the source of this 1356-nucleotide messenger RNA. The record is from the annotation of a GenBank genome assembly. NCBI's taxonomy places the organism in Eukaryota, Metazoa, Rotifera, Eurotatoria, Philodinida, Philodinidae.